AUGAGAGCAGGUAGAGAGUUUAGGGCAAGACUCCUUCCAGCUUCAACAACUGGUAACUGGGCCACAGAAAAAAAAUCAAAUAUGAUGAAGAAUGAAGAAACAAGUUUUAAUGUGGACAGUACUCGAGCCUCUCCCUUUUCCUGCUGCCUGCAGCCACUGAGCCCUGUUACAAAGCCACACAGAACAACUACAUUUGGUGAGGAAUUCAGACCACACCUCUCACAUUUCCACUAUGGCCCUCCUCCUCUUGGAGACAUGGAAACAUUCCAGGGGUCCUUGGAAGGAGGGUCUCGGAAACGCAAGAGCAUGCCAACAAAAAUGCCUCCUUCUAUCACCCUUGAGGGUUCCUCAUCACCACCAGACAGACCUGACGAUCACAAUGACAUAGGCUCUUCCAGCCUCCCCUUGGUGUUCCAACAGCCUGAACAGCCCGAGUACAGAUCCCAGAUGAUUGAUCUGUGCAAAUUUGGUUUUCGGUUCUACAGAACUCUGGAGCACUUUGGAGCCAAGCCCAUUAAGCAAGAACCAGUGAAGCCUAACAUGACAUGGCCCAGUAGCCCAGCAUUCAUGCAGGCUCCUUACUCUUAUUAUCCUAAAGUCCACCCCAGCUUAAUGUUUCCUUUUAUUGUGCCACCAAACUUUCAUUUCAGGAACCUCUUUCAAAUGAAAAGACCUCCAAAGCCACCCUUCAGGAGGGCUGAAGUAAGAGAAAGUGGUGAAAACAAACAGAAAGUGGAAAGAGUAGAUGUCAACCUUCAGAUAGACGACAGUUACUAUGUUGAUGUUGGGGGUGAACAGAAACGCUGGCAAUGUCCCAUGUGUGAGAAGUCCUAUACAUCCAAGUACAAUUUGGUCACCCAUAUCUUGGGGCACAGUGGCAUUAAGCCACAUGCUUGCACCCGAUGUGGCAAGCUUUUCAAGCAGCUGAGCCACUUGCACACACACAUGUUGACACAUCAGGGCACUCGACCACAUAAGUGCCAGGUGUGCCACAAGGCUUUCACUCAAACCAGUCACCUUAAGAGGCACAUGAUGCAACACAGUGAUAUCAAACCGUACAACUGCAGGAUCUGUGGUAGAGGUUUUGCCUACCCCAGUGAGUUGAAAGCACAUGAGUCUAAGCAUGAGAGUGGCCGAGAGAACAUCUGUGUGGAGUGUGGUCUGGACUUCCCAACCCUGGCCCAGCUGAAGAGACACUUAACAACCCACCGCGGCCCUAUACAGUACAAUUGCACUGAAUGUGAUAAGACCUUCCAGUACCCAAGUCAGCUGCAAAACCACAUGAUGAAGCACAAAGACAUCCGCCCAUAUAUCUGCACUGAAUGUGGCAUGGAGUUUGUGCAACCCCACCAUCUCAAACAACACUCCCUAACUCACAAGGGUGUGAAAGAGCACAAAUGUGGAAUUUGUGGUCGGGAAUUUACUCUGCUGGCCAACAUGAAGCGGCAUGUCCUGAUCCACACCAAUAUCAGAGCCUAUCAGUGCCAUUUGUGCUUCAAGAGCUUUGUGCAAAAGCAGACUCUCAAGGCCCAUAUGAUUGUUCAUUCUGAUGUCAAACCCUUUAAAUGCAAGCUGUGUGGAAAGGAAUUUAACAGAAUGCACAAUUUAAUGGGACACAUGCACUUGCAUUCAGACAGUAAGCCUUUCAAGUGUCUCUACUGUCCCAGCAAAUUCACCUUGAAGGGCAACCUAACCCGGCACAUGAAAGUCAAACACGGGGUCAUGGAAAGAGGAUUUCAUUCUCAAGGUUUUGGAAGAGGAAGAAUUGCUCUGUCUCAGACAAAUGUCACGAGAAGCUUGGAACAGGAAGAACCCUUUGAUCUUUCCCAGAAAAGCCAAGGGAAGGGAAUCUCAUUUCAUUCGGAUGGCGAGAGUGCCAAGGGAAGCUCAUGCCAGGAAGAAGAGGAAGACAACUGCUAUGAGGCAGAGCGGUACAGCCCUACCAUGUACCACGAUGACAAGCAGCUCUAUGGGGCUCAAGAUCUGUCUGGCAAACCUGAGUUCAUGAUGAAGAACUUCAGAGAGUCCCACUGCAAAGAGAAGGAAGAAGGGCUAAGUGAGGGACGACUGGAGAAGAUAACAGGAAAUUCAAACAAAAAAGAGAGCCAAGGAGAGAGAGGUCUCGAGAACAGCAAAGAACAUCUCAGCUUUAGAUCCUUUGAAAAAGCCAGGCUUGGCCAGUCUUUCCCUGAUUACUUGUAUUUCAAGCACAGGAACAAAAGUUUGAAAGAAUUGCUGGAAAGAAAAGUGGAAAAAAACCCAAUGCUUAUAGGCAUUUAAAAAGGACUUUUUAAAACAGGUGGAAAAUGGGGAUCAGAUAGCUUUU
Mesitornis unicolor (brown roatelo) is the source of this 2326-nucleotide messenger RNA. RefSeq names its product zinc finger protein 366 (gene ZNF366). The record is from RefSeq and is a predicted model, not a curated record. The coding region runs from base 1 to 2280 and encodes 759 amino acids. The transcript is spliced from 6 exons. Gene Ontology annotation, molecular function: DNA-binding transcription factor activity; RNA polymerase II cis-regulatory region sequence-specific DNA binding. NCBI's taxonomy places the organism in Eukaryota, Metazoa, Chordata, Aves, Mesitornithiformes, Mesitornithidae. Gene Ontology annotation, biological process: regulation of transcription by RNA polymerase II.